AUGGCCGCUGUAUCGUCUUCCGACUCCCCGCGCACCCUUUCUCAGUCCCCUCCCAUCUCACACACUCCCCCACACUCGCUCGCCGCAGCGGCAGCUCUCAACGCAGGCAUCCAGACCGAAGAGUCGAGGCGCUCCUCAGGCGGCACCUCGAUGCGCAGAGACGUCGAGCAUGCGCGCCGACGCUCCAGCAUCCGCAUGAACCUCAACCUGAAUGACCCAUCCAUCCCUGCUCCUGGCGAAAUGCAGAUCAGUCCCUCGUUGCGCACCCGCGGCGCCUGGCCACACAGUCCUCACCACGAGCGUGCGCCUAGCCUGGGAGAGUUACACCAGGAGCUCGAGUACGAGCAGGAGGGCCAAGUGAACCGCCUCCUCCACAUGAUCCGCCAACAACAAGCCCAAAUCUCCGCCCUCCAGGCUUCCCAACAACCCCAAUCCCAAUCCUCCGCCAUCGACGACAGCACACCCACCUCGGAACGCUCCGUCUCCCUCCCCCACGCCUCUACUCAACCUGCCCCCGUCCAGCAACUCCAACAACAACAACCAACGCCACGCUCCCGCUCCCCCUUCAACCGCGGCGGCACGCCCCUCAGCCGCACUUCCUCCAUCGCCGAUCGUUCUCGCACAAACAGCCGCGCUGGCUCCCCCGCCCUGAGACCCAUCCCCAUCCCCCCCAGCAGCAUCCACGACAGCAGCACCGAGUGGUUACAAGGCACGGGCAUGUCGGCCCAAAGAGACGAGAGCGCCUUCUACCAGGCCGAGACGCAGAAUCUGAUCAGGGAGAACCAGAUGCUCAAGUUGAGGAUCCGGGAGUUGGAGAGGCAACUGUCCGAGCUCAACCCCACGUCGUCUAUCACGCACUCGCCCGUCCGGAGAAGCAGUUUACAUGGCGGCAGUCCGUCCACGAUAUCGAGGCGUCCCGUGAGGGUGGAAGAGCCGGUGGGCGAGGGGCCGAGCUAG
Messenger RNA from Westerdykella ornata, 957 nucleotides. RefSeq lists its product as uncharacterized. The transcript is spliced from 3 exons. The coding region runs from base 1 to 957 and encodes 318 amino acids. The record is from RefSeq and is a predicted model, not a curated record. NCBI's taxonomy places the organism in Eukaryota, Fungi, Ascomycota, Dothideomycetes, Pleosporales, Sporormiaceae.